AAUAUCCUCCCCAAGUGAGUAAAAAGUUACGCUCAGACUCAGAGAACUGCCCUUCCGAACGAGCCUCUAAAAUAGCCAUUGUGUCAGAGGGAUCACCCCUGCCCCAUAUUACUGCACUCAAGGCACAGCGAACUGAAAUACGACACAUCACAUCUGUGCCUCUUUCACACGCCUGAAUGCGUUUAAAUUCCAGCUGCCCGGUCCAGAAGUGUCCAGAAAGUGCAGAAGGCAUCUGACUCUCUUCAGGGUGGAUCUCAAACAUGCCAGCCAACUACAGCGGAACGUGGGACAUUGUGAACAAUGAAAACUUUGAAGGUUACAUGGUUGCCCUCGGAAUUGAUUUCGCUACACGGAAGAUGGCAGGGUUGCUGAAACCUCAGAAAGUGAUUGAGCAAGAUGGAGAUUCUUUCAUCAUCAAAACUCUGACCUCCUUCAAAAUCUACUCCUGCUCAUUCAAAAUCGGCGAGGAGUUUGAGGAGGUGACCAAAGGCCUGGACAACAGAAAAUGCCAGACUCUAGUCAACUGGGAGGGGGACAAGCUUGUGUGUGUGCAGAAAGGAGAGAAGAAAGACAGAGGAUGGACUCACUGGAUAGAUGGAGAUAAUCUCUAUCUAGAACUCAAAUGUGGAGACCAAAUCUGCAAGCAAACAUAUAAAAAAACAGCUUGAUUUCAAGUUAACUGGUCUAAAGAUCUUUGUUGAAUACAUUAGUGAACUUUUUUGGUAUUAUCCUUCUGUUCUACCAAUGAAUUGUCUAUGCACAUGCUUACAUGAUGUCUGUUUCAUGGUGAAAUAAAUAGUUUUAAACAAUA
Colossoma macropomum (tambaqui) is the source of this 811-nucleotide messenger RNA. RefSeq names its product retinol binding protein 7b, cellular (gene rbp7b). Gene Ontology annotation, molecular function: fatty acid binding. NCBI's taxonomy places the organism in Eukaryota, Metazoa, Chordata, Actinopteri, Characiformes, Serrasalmidae. Gene Ontology annotation, biological process: fatty acid transport. The coding region runs from base 261 to 668 and encodes 135 amino acids. The record is from RefSeq and is a predicted model, not a curated record. Gene Ontology annotation, cellular component: nucleus; cytosol. The transcript has 4 exons.